This is a messenger RNA of Harmonia axyridis, 990 nucleotides long. RefSeq names its product toll-like receptor 13. Gene Ontology annotation, cellular component: extracellular matrix. The record is from RefSeq and is a predicted model, not a curated record. The transcript has 3 exons. Gene Ontology annotation, molecular function: protein binding. Bases 103 to 936 code for a protein of 277 amino acids. Lineage: Eukaryota; Metazoa; Arthropoda; Insecta; Coleoptera; Coccinellidae.
AAAGAUUUAUCAAUUAAUCUAUUAUAAAAUAUUGGACUAACUACAGAAAAUUGGCAUUCUUAUUCCAAUAGUGUUGGAAGAUAGUUUCUUCUACCUUGCAAUAUGAAUAUCAAAACGGGGUUAUUUAGUACACUUUUAAUAUUAUCUGCAUUUUUUUCUGAAACAUUUGCAGAGAAAAAUGUUAAUUUCAUUAAUUUUAAUGGAGCAAUGACCUUAGCAGCUGCAAAAGCCAAUACUGAUGCUGAAACUCUUUAUAUGGAUAAUUGUACCAUCACAUCUUAUCCACUAUCUUUAUUCUCAAUCAUGGUUAAUGUACAGGAACUGACAGUUAAAGAUUCAAAAAUAUUGCAACCUAUGGAUCCUAACUUAUAUCCAAGUGGCCGUAAACUUCGAAGACUCUUAAUAUCAAAUGUUGACAUCAAUGAAUAUCCAUUACGCAAUUUUCGCAAUACAACCUUCGAAAAAAUAGAACUCCAUGCUCAACCUCAGGUUAAGGUAGUAACGAAAGAUUUUGCAAGUGAAACUCAACGUCUGAAGUACUUCGAAUGCAGCGAAUGUAAAAUAGAUACCAUAGAAGAAGGUGCUUUUAAUAACCUGGAUAAGCUUGAGGUUUUGGAUCUCCAAAAAAAUUCAAUCACAAAAUUGACAGAUGAAACAUUCAGUCCACUCAAAAGUUUGAAGAGAUUGAAUUUGGCCGAAAACAAACUAUCCAAAUUCACUACAAAUGAAAUAAAACAAUGCACGAAAUUAGAGAGUAUUGAUUUGAGUGACAACCCUCUGAAGGAGCUAAAUUUACUGGACGCCAAUAAAGUCUUACCUAAUCUCAAAACAGUAAGCAUCAUAAAAACACAAAUUCGUGAGGCUGUGAUCGAAGAACAUAGGCAAAAAACAAAAAUUCGCUUCUUAACAGUUAAAGAUAAACAAAUCAAAUCAUAACUUUAUCAUCAAUUACCUACUCGUGUAUUAAAUAUUGAAUAAAACUGAGAAAUA